Molecule: messenger RNA, 1245 nt
Organism: Oryza sativa Japonica Group (Japanese rice)
Lineage: Eukaryota; Viridiplantae; Streptophyta; Magnoliopsida; Poales; Poaceae
Source: RefSeq, a predicted model, not a curated record
AUGCGAGGCGCUUCUCCGUCGACCGACCGCGACGCCGGCCACUGCCAAACCUCCAAUCUUCCCCCCCCCCCCCCCCCCCCCCCCUCUCGUCCCCGUCGCCGUCAGCCGCCCGCCGCACUCGUUUCCAGCGAUCACCGCGCGAGACGCGCCGUGAAGAAUCUCCCGGGGGAUCCAUGACGGCGACGUUGAAUCAGUCACACUGAUUCCAUCCCAAUCAGAGGAGGCGCUCGCUGGUCGGUCUAUGCUGCUGUCGAUCGAAUUAAGCCCCAACUUCGUCGUCUUCCCUUCUUCAAUUCAUCAUCACUUCGGCUUGUGAAAUUAGAUCCAUGGAUCCGGAGACGGCGGCGUUCGUCGGGCGAGAUAUCGAUGCCGCCACCAAUGGUGGUGAGGUAGCUGAGGAGAGGAGGAGGAAGGUUGAGCUGGUGCAGGAAGCCAUCCGUGAGCUCCUGGAGGAGAAGAGGACGGGGGAGCGGCGGCGGCGGCAGGGUGGAGAUGGUGGUGGCGAGGAGGCUCGGCGAGAUCACGAGGAGGAAGAAGACGAUCUCCUUUCCUCGUUGCUCUCCAAGGUGGAUGCGCUGCAAAAUGAUGCCGCUUUGGAACAAGUGAAACCGAAUUGCUCCCAUCCUAAUCCUGAAAUCAGCAAGGAGGUCAAGCUAGGCGACGUAGCGAAAGACCUGAACAAAAUCAAGAGGCAGAACAUGAUCACCCACAUCCUACUCGGCACGGUCAUUGUCAUGACUGCCGUCUGGCAAUUCAACGAGGUGUCGUUCCUCCUCGCCGUGAAGAGAAAGCUUAGCAAUCCUUUCAAGUCCUUGGGGGACUUGAUCAAGAGUUCGCUGAAGGGGGGAGGGAAGCCGAUGAUCGAGGCGCCACCGCUGCCUCCAGUCGGCGUCCCGGAUGUUACCCGGAAUGAUUUGCCAUUGCUACUCAUCAGCAACGGCAAUGGCAACAAUGAUGACUGAGAAUUAGUGAGAUAGUUAUGCCCACAAAGGUAUGAAAGGGCAACUCCUCAAUGGAAAAUUGGAAAUGCUGUUUGUUGGUUUCUUUAUUUGUUGCAGACUUUUAUGUUGAUCUUGGUAUCAAGUGGAAAUGUGCACCUUUUUAAGGAUUGAAAGCAAGUGCACGUUUCUUCACUUGUUGUAAAGAUAUUUGAAUUUUUUGUUAUUAAGCAGUUAGUUUGUCAACUUUAAAUAGCUUAAUCAUCUCAGGCUCUCAGCCACAAUUGGUUGUCCUGUCCGGGACUGA